Messenger RNA from Bipolaris oryzae ATCC 44560, 468 nucleotides. RefSeq lists its product as uncharacterized. The transcript has a single exon. Lineage: Eukaryota; Fungi; Ascomycota; Dothideomycetes; Pleosporales; Pleosporaceae. The record is from RefSeq and is a predicted model, not a curated record. The coding region runs from base 1 to 468 and encodes 155 amino acids.
AUGGCACCAACAGUUUCCGAUUUGGAGGCAAUCGCCUCGACCUUCCUCAAGUCGUUCGAUACUCUUUCGCCAGACACCUCUUUCCGUGCUCCAACAUGCAUGACCGUCUUUGCGCCUGCCUCGGCCAACAUAUUGCCAAAGAACAACGCUGAAUUUUCCACUCAUAUGACCAACGUACUCAAGCCAAUCCUUACAAGCCUUCCAUUUUCUCCCAAAGAGAUUCAUGUGAACGAGGCUAAACGUCAAAUCACUAUUUGGGCUACUGCUAUAGCACAGUUUCGUCCAGAAGUUAUGGAUGGUGAUCCAGCAGAGUGGAUCCGCACUCGCGAGUAUAUCUUCAUUUUGGAUGUUAGUGAAGAAGGAAAGAUAACUCGCGUCCUGGAAUUUAUUGACACCCAAGUGGCGAAGGAGAUGAAGGCAUUGGUGGAAAGGGCGAUAGAGAAUUUGAAAGCAAAUACAAACAAGUAA